AUGGACCAGUGUGACCAGUAUGGACUGAUAUGGACCAUAUGGAUCAGCGUGACCAGUAUGGACCAGUGUGACCAGUAUGGACCAGUGUGGAUCAGCGGACCGGUAUGGACUGGUAUGGACCACUGCAAGCGGACCCCAGCCCGGUGCCGGUGCCCGCCCCCCCCCCCCCGCCGCCCCCCGCGGCUCCGGUACCGGCGCCACCCGAAGCCUCCGUACUCGUACCUGGCGCUCAUCGCGCUCGUGAUCCGCGCAGCGCCCGCCCGGCGGCUCAAGCUCGCGCAGAUUAUCCAGGAGAUCCGGAGCCUGUUCCCGUUCUUCGGGGGGGGGUACCAGGGAUGGAAGGAUUCAGUGCGGCACAACCUCUCCUCCAACCCCUGCUUUGCCAAGGUUCUCAAGGACCCUCUUCGCCCUCAGGCCAAAGGCAACUUCUGGACCGUGGACGUGUCCCGGAUCCCGUCGGGGGCUCUGCGGCUGCAGAACACGCCGUGGCGCGGGGGGGGGGCUGGGCACCUCCCACGUGACCUCACCCCCUUCAUCCUCCGGGGCUGCCCCCUCCCCCCCCCCGCC
Melopsittacus undulatus (budgerigar) is the source of this 567-nucleotide messenger RNA. It is a transcript of the gene FOXH1, whose product is annotated as forkhead box H1. Gene Ontology annotation, cellular component: activin responsive factor complex. Gene Ontology annotation, molecular function: DNA-binding transcription activator activity, RNA polymerase II-specific; transcription cis-regulatory region binding. Lineage: Eukaryota; Metazoa; Chordata; Aves; Psittaciformes; Psittaculidae. The record is from RefSeq and is a predicted model, not a curated record. Gene Ontology annotation, biological process: transforming growth factor beta receptor signaling pathway; positive regulation of transcription by RNA polymerase II.